AUUAUGUCUCUCACUGUCACUGUCACCCACACGACCACUCCUGACUCCCACACGACCACUCCUGACUCCCACACGACCACUGACUCCCACACGACCACUCCUGACUCCGAGCCCUCACAAUUCAUUUUACCUGAUCUCAUCAAUCAAUUCCAGUAUCCCUUCCGAAAGAGCCCUCACAGUUAUACGGUGACCCGCGCAUCUGCUCGAUGGCUUGCUGAUGUAGCGAAACUUGUGGAGCCCGAGAUCAGGGGGUAUAUUGAGAUGGACACAGGCACAUUUGUUGCCCUGAUCUAUCCUGACGCAGAUGUUUUCCAUCUCCAAGUCUGCGCUGAAUCCAUUAACUGGGCAUUCGUUAUAGACGACUCGAUGGAGUGUGGUGUUGUCACUCCACAGGAAGCGCUUGAAUCCUGUAUUCCUGCACUCCGCGAUCCCAUCAAUUUUGAGACGGAUCUGCUUGCUGCAAAGAUGUGCAAAUCGUUUGCCAACCGCUUUAAUGAGAAUGCCGGCCCUGGCUGCAGAGAGCGGUAUAUCCACGGAAAGGAGUUGUACUUCACUGCUGUGGCUAAGCAGCUGGAAGACCGCGCCAAUGGAACUACGUAUGAUCUAGAAUCUUACAUUGUCCAGAGGCGAGGUAUAGUAGGGAUGAAGCCCUACUUUGCCCUCAUCGAAUUCGUGUCUGGAAUUGAUCUUCCCGACGAAGUUGUAGCGCAUCCGGUUUUCGACGCCAUAGAUUGCGCGGCUACCGAUCAUGUUGGUUGGGCCAAUGAUAUUUUCUCGUACAACAAGGAGCAAUCUACCGGUGGCGCACCCUGGGAAAACCUAGUUGCCGUGCUCAUGCACGUUCGAGGACUAGACGUGCAAAGCGCCAUAGACUGCGCUGGCCAGAUGUGCAAAGAUGCCAUCCAGCGCUUUGAAUCAAACCGUGCCUCCCUCCCCUCAUGGGGAGAAGAGGUUGACAGGGUAGUGGAUAUCUACGUCGAAGGGCUGAAGAGGUGGAUGGUCGGCUCACUUUACUGGCACUUGAGUUGUGUCCGCUAUGUUGGCAAUGAUCUACAUACUGUCCAGCGGGACCGAAUCGUCAGGCUGCUUCCCAAAAGGCCUUUGGCUUCUGGAGAACAUUAAUACACGAUUCACGUCUCACACAGACCUGAAUGUUAUGCUUCGGUUGCAUAAUGUGACAUCCCGCCUUCCUUGCUUUGGCCUUCGUGGUUUCAACUUCGCGUUCAGCUCCAUGCGGGUAACACUUCCCGUCCGUCUUUUGUAUCACCACUGUGUAUACCUAGAAGAGUCCUAUAUCCUUGUACGAAUCAAAGGCAGGCGUGCUAUUUGAAAUUCCAGAUCGA
This is a messenger RNA of Suillus subalutaceus, 1343 nucleotides long. Its product is annotated as isoprenoid synthase domain-containing protein. Bases 4 to 1122 code for a protein of 372 amino acids. NCBI's taxonomy places the organism in Eukaryota, Fungi, Basidiomycota, Agaricomycetes, Boletales, Suillaceae. The transcript has 4 exons. The record is from RefSeq and is a predicted model, not a curated record.